AUGGGACUUUGUCAAACACUAUCUACCACUAGAGAUGGACAAGAAACAUCAACGGCAAUGAGGAUAUGUUCAGUGGCUUAUAAUAAUAAUGAUGGAAAUAAUAAUGGAAUAGUAAGUGACGUUUAA
Molecule: messenger RNA, 126 nt
Organism: Cavenderia fasciculata
Lineage: Eukaryota; Evosea; Eumycetozoa; Acytosteliales; Cavenderiaceae
Exons: 2
Coding region: 1-126 (41 amino acids)
Source: RefSeq, a predicted model, not a curated record